This is a messenger RNA of Acromyrmex echinatior (Panamanian leafcutter ant), 882 nucleotides long. RefSeq names its product odorant receptor 13a-like. The record is from RefSeq and is a predicted model, not a curated record. Gene Ontology annotation, molecular function: odorant binding; olfactory receptor activity. Gene Ontology annotation, cellular component: plasma membrane. NCBI's taxonomy places the organism in Eukaryota, Metazoa, Arthropoda, Insecta, Hymenoptera, Formicidae. Gene Ontology annotation, biological process: sensory perception of smell; detection of chemical stimulus involved in sensory perception of smell.
AUGGAAGAAGAUUGGAAUAACAAUAAUAUUUACGACAAAUCGGUAUCGUGUAUUAUGGCGAGUAAUGCCAAUUUGUCACGUCGUUGUUCGAACGUGUUGAUUAGCAUUAACGCUGCAGCCGCAAUUUGCUACUCCGUGACCAAUUUUCUACGUCUCUCCGAUUUUAAGGAGGAUCUGAACAUUAGUUCGAGAGUGCUGCCUAUAAAGAUGAAAUUUCCCUUCAAAAUUGACGUGUCUCCUCUCUUUGAGCUUUUAGCGGUCGGUCAGAUUCUUCAUGUAGUGUCAAUCGCCACUUUAGUUGGUAUGAUGAAUUGCUUGAUCAUUACGCUGGUACUUCACGUGAGUGGACAGAUCGAUAUUCUUCGCCGGGAAUUACUGACAAUUUGCGGCAACGGAAUUUCUCAGCGUGAUUCAAUCGUCACAAGUGUCAGGCUUAUGAUUAUCCGACAUCAAAAGAUAAUAACCCUUUCGGAUAAUAUCGAAGAGCUUUAUUCCGACAUCGCGCUGAUGCAGUUUUUAUCGAAUACCGUGGUCAUCUGCUGCAUCGGUUUUACCAUCAUAGCCUCUCUUGUUAGGGAUGGAGCCACGGUGGUGAUUUUGAAAUCCGCUAUUUUUUACGUCGCCGUAACGUUAGAAGCUUUUAUCUUUUGUUUCGCGGGAGAAUACCUGAGCGCCAAGAGCAAAUCGGUUGGCGAUGCAGUCUACGAAGCGCUAUGGUAUAACAUGACACCUGCUGAGUGUCGGAUUUUAUUAUUUGUGAUAUUAAGGUCGCAGAAGAGAUUGACGAUUACAGCUGGAAAUAUUAUGGAUCUUUCUUUAGAAGGAUUUACGAAUGUAAAAAUUUUAAAUUGCAAAUAUAACGAGAUAAAACGUCAAAUAUAA